This is a messenger RNA of Cuscuta campestris, 2062 nucleotides long. The record is from the annotation of a GenBank genome assembly. Lineage: Eukaryota; Viridiplantae; Streptophyta; Magnoliopsida; Solanales; Convolvulaceae.
CUGAGCUCUAUACAGACACGCAUUCAUUCAAUUGCGCGGUGUGUCUGCCCGUGCCUUUCUCUCUCUAUAUCUCUUAUGCUAUACUUCUCUCUAGCAUCAGCAACAUCGGCGGUUUCCUGCAGCUGCCGGGAAAAUUCUACGGCCGUGCGGUGUGUAAACGUCGUCGUUCGCGACAAUUGAUCGGCGUGUGAACUGAAUAAAAGGUAAGCACCGACCGUCGCAAUCGCGAAGUCAAGUCAAGCUUCAUCGAUCGAGUUGUUUUUCUGCAUUUGUUCCCGAUUUUACCCCGGAUCAACCGGAUUUCUCUUGCUCCAGAGGUAGCUCAGGGGAUCCAUAAACCUUCGUUGAAAAGAAUACAAGGCAUAUGCAAAGCUAGAUUUGUGGAAGUAAAUGCUUGCGCAGAAGAAUAACAACAACAACAACAUCCCAGUUGAAUCCCACUACAGCAACGCUGAAGAAUAAGUUGAAGUAUAAUAAGUAUAAUUUUCUUGUGCUGCAGCGGCUGUGCCAGAUAAAAUGUUGGAAGGUCCAAAAUUUGCAGGACUAAUAGAUCUAAAUCAAAAUCAUGAUAAUUAUGGGCUCUCCCAAAACUUCUACCACAAGCUCGGUGAAGGGUCAAAUAUGUCAAUUGACAGCUAUCCAAGCUUGCAGAUGAGCAAUGGUGGAGGCUCCGUUGCAAUGUCUAUGGAUAACAGCAGUGUGGGGUCCAAUGAUUCAAACACUCGCAUCUUAAACCACCAGGGUCUCAAGCGUGUUCCCAACAACUAUUCAGCCGCAGCUAGUGUAAACAAGGGGAAAGUUUCCCAUGGAUUGAGUGAUGAUGCUCUGGCCCAAGCUUUGAUGGAUCCACAAUAUGCUACAGAAGGGCCUGAGAAUUAUGAUGAGUGGACAAUAGAUUUAAGGAAACUCAAUAUGGGGCCAGCUUUUGCUCAGGGGGCGUUUGGGAAACUUUACAAGGGAACUUAUAAUGGCGAGGAUGUUGCAAUUAAGCUUCUUGAGAGACCAGAGAAUGAUCAUGAGAGGGCUCUCUUGAUGGAGCAGCAGUUCGAGCAAGAAGUAAUGAUGUUGGCAAGGUUGAAGCAUCCAAACAUUGUUAGGUUUAUUGGUGCGUGCCGGAAACCCAUGGUGUGGUGUAUUGUAACUGAAUAUGCAAAAGGAGGAUCUGUGCGGCAAUUCCUGACAAAGCGACAAAACCGAUCAGUGCCCUUGAAAUUAGCUGUAAAGCAGGCCUUGGAUGUCGCGAGGGGUAUGGAAUAUGUUCAUGGUCUUAAUUUAAUCCACCGUGACUUGAAGUCCGACAACCUUUUAAUUGCUGCCGACAAGUCCAUUAAAAUUGCCGAUUUUGGGGUUGCUCGAAUUGAAGUUCAGACAGAAGGAAUGACGCCAGAGACUGGAACAUAUCGUUGGAUGGCUCCGGAGAUGAUCCAGCACAGGCCAUACACCCAGAAAGUAGAUGUUUAUAGCUUCGGCAUUGUGCUGUGGGAGUUGAUAACUGGCAUGCUCCCAUUCCAGAACAUGACAGCUGUGCAGGCGGCUUUUGCUGUUGUAAACAAGGGUGUUCGCCCGACCGUACCAAAUGACUGCUUGCCUGCCCUCUCUGGGAUCAUGACCCUCUGCUGGGACCCUAACCCAGAUGUUAGGCCUCCCUUCUCUGAGGUGGUCAGAUUGCUUGAGGCUGCAGAGACCGAGAUCAUGACCACGGUCAGAAAGGCCCGUUUCAGAUGCUGCAUGACCCAACCGAUGACCAUGGAUUGACUGGUUAGAGAAAUUAGACGCCGAGAUUACGAGUUGUGUAUGGCAUGGCAUAUUCAAGGGCAUCCCAUUUCUUUGUUCAGAGAUAGAAAAAAAGGGGAAGAAAAGCUAUGACAAGAACUGCUGCUUUGUUUUGUGUUUUUUUUUCUUUUCUUGAUGAAUUUAAGAACAUGCUUAUUAGUGGGUAAUAGGGAGGCUUGAUAAUGUGUAUCUAUACAUGUCCUUUGUUGAUGUGAUUAAACCUUCUCUAUUUUUUUUUUAUAUUACCUGUUUGGCUUUCAUCAAAUCUGAAUAUAGCAAUGUCCUUGCA